Ceutorhynchus assimilis (cabbage seed weevil) is the source of this 1152-nucleotide messenger RNA. Lineage: Eukaryota; Metazoa; Arthropoda; Insecta; Coleoptera; Curculionidae. The record is from the annotation of a GenBank genome assembly.
AUGAUGUCAAAGAUCCAGGAUAAAAAAUGGACGAUAAAGAAUAAGGCGUCAUAUGAAGACGAAAUGGCAAUAAAGCUGAGAAACUUAAAAUAUUCCAGGGACGAUGAACCCAGUGAAAAUAUCCCCUGUAAAAAAAGACAUCAUGAAAAUCAUCCAGCUUUUCAGAGAAAAUACGUCGAAUAUUGUAUUGCAAUGAAAGACAGCUUUACACAAAUGGGUAACCCAUUUCUAGAACACGGCCAAGAACUGGUAGCUCUGGAUACCCGGGUAGUUGCAGCAAAAGCCUCGGCCGAAGCUUUAUAUAGUUUGGAAAAAUCCGGUAAAGGGAUAUAUGAAUCAUUUAUUAAAGAAAGAUUUGUAGAAGGAAAUACUGAGGAAGCUGAUGCUCGUCUAGUCUGGCACGCAAGAGAUAUGGCAGAACAUGGUGCUAGACGUGUAUUGGUAAGGUCUUCAGUCACCGAUGUCUUGGUUUUAUUUGUUUCCUAUUUUGGUAUUCUAAAAGAGAUUGGAUUAGAAGAGUUGUGGAUGCUGACCGGAACACGAACAAAACGUCGAUAUGUACCGGUGCAUGCUAUAGCAGCGGCUCUUGGUAGAGAGAAAUCUGACGCCCUUCGUGGAUUUUACGCUUACACUGGCAGCGACAGUACAUCAUAUUUUGCUUCUGAGGGUAAUAAAACGUGUUUUAAUACGUUGCUCUCUCAUACGGAGAAAUGUGGUGAAGAAUUUAAAACAGCAGUAACUUUCAGACAAGUACAAUCAAAGUGGAAGAGUUUGAAAAGAACUUAUAAAACUGUCCUGCUGCAUAAUAACACAUCAGGUAAGCAAAGAAGGUACUGGGAAUUCUUCAAUAAAAUCCAUGGUUUUAUGCACAAGAAACCUGAAAUACCCCUACUGCAACUUGCAGCGAUACUAGAGGACUGCAAAUUAAAGAAACAAGUGGCCAGCAGUAAUGAAGCUAUGAUUACUAAGACAACUAAUGAUGAAGAUGAAAGUGACACAAAUAGCGGACAAUUGAGUUUCAAAAACGAAGAAACUUCAUUCUCUAAGAAAACAAGGAAUAGAGAAAGUCAAGUUGCCAAGAGACACAAGGAGAAAAUGGCAAAAUUGGAUAGGUUCAAUGAUCUUUUUGAAAAAAUGGUUGAAGAAAUGUAA